UUUAAUAAUCUGUGCUGCCUUAACUUAACCCAAGUUUGAUUCUUUUGUACAUUUGUAUUUUUGAAAAGCAUUAGAAAAAGAAAGUAAACAAUUUUUCUUUGUGGCUUUGCAAUGUCUUCGCUGAAAGAAGAAAGCGUGCCGCGCUGUUGCGCGAGUGAGGCCGAUGAAGCAGAGACGCCUGAACAUGACCCUCACUUCGAUCCCAUUGUAUCUUUACCUCUCGUAGACAUUCAUACUAAUGAAGAAGAUGAAGAGGAGCUGGUCAAGAUACGCGCGAGAUUGUACAGAUAUGAUACCGGUGACCACGAAUGGAAGGAACGAGGCACUGGUGAUAUAAAAUUAUUGAGACACAGAUCUAACAACACUGUCCGUGUUGUUAUGAGACGGGAUAAAACGCACAAAGUGUGUGCUAACCACUUUAUAACACCUGACAUCAGGAUGAAUGUGCACUGUGGAUCUGAUAAGGCUUUCAAUUGGUCUGUAUUUGCCGAUUAUGCAGAUGAAACUUGUAAACAGGAGUUACUUGCAAUAAAAUUUGGAAAUCCACAGAAUGCCGAACUAUGGAAGGCCAAGUUUGCUGAGGCUCAAGAAAUAGUGAGAACAAAAUGCAGCCUGUAUACUCAAGAUCAAUCUUCAGAUGAUGAAAGUAGUAUCACAAGAAGUGAAGAUACUGACACUCCUGAACCUAAGAUUGUGGAUAGAUCACCCGAGGAAGACGGCAAGAGUGAAAAUAUAGAUUUAAAAGAUGGUGUGUUACUGAAGUUGAAGGAACUUAAAGUUGAUGGUGAAAAAGUUGAAUAACUUUGAUGAACUUUAUUCUAAUAAUUUUAAACUUUUGACAUACUUAAAAUAGGGAGUAAAUUGCGAAACUGUAUUUGUUACAAAAUGUUUAUGGGUUGAUGAAUGUUUUUAUUGGGUGUGACAAGAGCUGUGAAAUGUUGGCAUCGAAAAAAGGUUAUGGAGUAUUCCUGAGAAAAUGUAUUUGAUAAAUGUUCAUAUGUCUUAUAUUAAGCAAGCAUUUAUAAUUACAUAAGUGUUAGUAUAGCAUAUCAAAACAUUUGUAGUAAAUUUAAUCCUUGACCAGUAAUAAUUAAAAUUCCCUUUUUAUUACUUUAAAAUUAAUGUGUAAUUUCAUAUAAAGUAUAUGUAUUAAUCCAUUAUCUUCUUGGAAACAGUUUUCAUCUGUAAUGCCUAGUUCACAGUUGGACAUUAGUGUUAUUGUUAGCUGGACUGGCAUUCAACUAUUGUAAAAUAACUAGUACCAGUGAGUUUAUUCAAUUUUUGACUAGCCUACACUACUGUCCAACUGUACUGACAAAGUGUGCAUUGAUUAUUAAGUUCUUUUUGUGAAAAUGAAGAUUUGUUUUGCAUAUGUUUAUUAUUCCAGAAUCUUUUUUUUUACCUGAUAAGCAAUUAGUAUGAUAGUGUAUGAAUUUUAGUGAUAACAUUUUGCAUAAUAAACCACAACUUUUUGAAAAAACAACCAAUUCAAUAGAUUUAUAUUAAUAAUUCUCAUUAUUGAAUUUGUUGAAUGAAUACUUUCCUUCAACAGGUUCUAUAAUGUAUUUUAAACCAAUAUAGUUGGAGGUUAUCUAUUAUAUUUCAGUCAAAAGUCUCAUUGUUAUUUCUCUACUAUAAUUGAAGUAUUUUAAGGAAUUUGAUUUUUUCUAUAAUCCAUUUUUACUACACCAGAUCUUUUAAGAUCUUGUAUGCCCGUCUUAUUAAAUUUUCAAUGCAAUUGUUAAGUUGGACUCAAGGACAUAAUGUUGCACCAUAAAAUAACAUACUUUUGAAUAUAGGUACAAUACUUUUGUAACAGUCUUUAUUUGUGGUUUUAUAUCAUAAUAAAUAAUAGAAAUAA
Papilio polytes (common Mormon) is the source of this 1861-nucleotide messenger RNA. Its product is annotated as ran-specific GTPase-activating protein-like. The coding region runs from base 112 to 801 and encodes 229 amino acids. The record is from RefSeq and is a predicted model, not a curated record. Lineage: Eukaryota; Metazoa; Arthropoda; Insecta; Lepidoptera; Papilionidae. Gene Ontology annotation, cellular component: nuclear pore; cytoplasm. Gene Ontology annotation, biological process: nucleocytoplasmic transport. Gene Ontology annotation, molecular function: GTPase activator activity. The transcript is spliced from 4 exons.